Anthostomella pinea is the source of this 363-nucleotide messenger RNA. Lineage: Eukaryota; Fungi; Ascomycota; Sordariomycetes; Xylariales; Xylariaceae. The record is from the annotation of a GenBank genome assembly.
AUGCGCUUCCUAACCUCCGUGUCGUUCCUCCUCUUCACCCUCCUCUCGUCGGCCAGCGCCCAGUUUGGCUUCUUCGACCAGAUGUUCGGCGGCGGGCAGCAGCAGCAACAGCAGCAGCCACAAAACGUACCUAGCGACUCGUCCAUCUACCAAAACAACUUCGACCGCUUGCAUUGCGACAACUAUCUAUGCCCGGAUACUUUAGCUUGCGUACACUUUCCACACCAUUGCCCGUGCCCGUGGCCUGCGAACGAGGACAAAUUCGAGAUGGGCGAAGGACACAGGCUCUGUGUCUCGAAAGGCGGCUUCAGGGACGGCGAAGCUGCUAAGAAGGUCGAGCUCGCGCGCAAGGGGUUGUUAUGA